Henningerozyma blattae CBS 6284 is the source of this 3486-nucleotide messenger RNA. It is a transcript of the gene YCS4, whose product is annotated as condensin subunit YCS4. The transcript has a single exon. NCBI's taxonomy places the organism in Eukaryota, Fungi, Ascomycota, Saccharomycetes, Saccharomycetales, Saccharomycetaceae. The record is from RefSeq and is a predicted model, not a curated record. Gene Ontology annotation, biological process: mitotic chromosome condensation; mitotic cell cycle; meiotic chromosome condensation. Gene Ontology annotation, cellular component: nucleus; condensed chromosome, centromeric region. The coding region runs from base 1 to 3486 and encodes 1161 amino acids. Gene Ontology annotation, molecular function: histone binding.
AUGAGUGAUUUCAGUUUACGCCAACUGAUCACCGAAUUUCAAACUAAGGAUAAAGAUUCGCAUGUCGAGCUGGAUAAUCCUUCACAACUCAUCAAUAAUGUCAUCGACCAGUUGAUUACAUCAUCAAGCCAAUUGAAUCCCGAUAUAUUUGAGUCAUUGGCAGAUCUAUCUUUGAAUUAUAGCAGUUUAGGUACGAACUUGCAAACGCAACUAACAGAUCUUGUUGUUUCAUCAUUCAAUGCCAUACUUCAUCAAAUAGAUACGUCCUUGGUGGAUACCUUACAAUUCUAUCAAUUACAAUUAGAGCAAUUCACAUAUUUGAUGUAUGUUUUAUUGACCUUUAUUGGAAACUCAAUACAUGCAAUUUCCCUAGCUAUGUCAAAUAAAAAGAAAAAUAAUGCGUCAAAGGAAGAAACACAACUGUUUAAAAAUUGUUGCAAUCAAAUAGAAUCAAUUGGUAAUUUAACUGCCACCUUAUUUGAUAUGAAUCUUCCCUUAAUUUUCCAAAUCAGAACUGAACUUAAUGAAUUUUUAUCUCUAUAUAUCAAACAGUUUAAUUCUUUAUUACAAUACGAACAAUUAAUAAAACUACCAUCUUUAAAAUUAUAUUUCAUUAGAAAUUUAACUUUGUUGACAAUACAACCAAACAAUCAGCAUCAACAGAUCGAAAAUUUAAUUAUUACAAAUUUAUUAGAUACCCAGCAUUUAUCCAAUUUUUUCCCUGAAUUUUUAGCAUAUUUGAAUGAUAAUCAUGAUUUUAUACGAUUGACGGAUGAUGUAUUAAAAGAUAUUAGUAAUAUAGAGUUUAAUUCAAAGGAUACGAAUGGUCCAAAAUCUAUUUCAACUUUUUUGAUUAAAUUAUCAGAAGUUUCACCUGUAUCAAUGCUAAGACAAAUGGGGCAUAUUAUUAAGCUAUUGAAUAAUAGUUCAAUGACAUUAAGAUGUGCAGUUGUUGAAACUUGUGGGAAUAUUGUCAUUGGUAUAUAUAGACAAGUUUCUGUAGGUGAUAUCCAACAAUUAUACCUAUCUAAAAUCGAAACUCUAUUGGAUCUAUUAAAGGAAAGAUUUUAUGAUUCAAAUCCUUACGUUAGAACGAAAGCCAUUCAAAAUUGUUAUAAAUUAAUAGAUUUAAAUCUACCACUGACAAAUUUAAAUCAUUUUAAAUUACAACUAUCAAAUUAUUCAUUAAUAUCUUUAGAGGAUAAAUCUCCAUUAGUACGUAGAAAUUCAAUGAAAUUAUUGUCUAAAUUAUUAUUAAAUCAUCCAUUUAAUAAUAAGAAAAUUGGUUCUCAAUUGAAAUUGACGUUUUGGAAGAAUUCUCUUCAAAAUCUAUUAAGUGAGUUUACAAAAUUAAAUGAGAGCCAACAAAAUGAAAAUGAAACAAAAGAUAAUGAUAAUUCUUUGGAUCAAACUGAUGCUUUUGAAAAGGAAAAUCAGGCAGAUAGGAAUCUCAUUGUUAAGAUGAGGUUAUUGAUCCAAUAUCAUAAGGAUGCUAUUGAAUUCAUUGAAAUUAUACAUAAAGCAAUUAACAUUGGUUGUGAUUUAAUCUUCUCAAAGAAUAAGAAUGAAGUUAUUGAAGCAAUGGACUUCAUAGUAUUGACUAACGCUUACGAUAUAGAUCCAAGUACUUCUGCUAUUAAAAAAAUGUUACAUUUAGUCUGGAUGAAAAGUACGAAUGAUGUCACCGCAACUCAAACGUCAACAUCAAUUGCAAAUAAUGCUACACCAUCUACUACCAGUACAGAUAUUGCAUCUCAUUUAAUAUAUUGUUAUAAACAAUUAUUUUUAACCGUACCACCAACCUACACGACUAAAGAAAGAUCGAAUUUAAUAUCGAAGAAUUUAAUUAAUUUAACUUUUAACACUUCUGCUGCAGAUUUGGCAUCUUUGGAACAAUUACUGAUACUCCUAUAUAAUGAUAGUGUUAUUGAUGAUAAUGUUCUUACAGUUCUAUGGAGUAUUUACAACAGUUGUAAUAAUACACAAAAUAAUAAUUUUAGUAAAGAAUACAUCCAUGGCUCUAUUAUUAUAUUGGGCAUGCUUUCAUUAGCAAAUUCAGAAAUUCCUCUUAGAGGAUUUGAUUCACUUUUAGACGUUGGUUUAGGCCCUGCAGGUUCAGAAGAUUUGGAGCUUUGUCGUUACACAUGUAUUGCUAUCGAAAGGUUAAUACCAAAAAAAAGCAACUCUAUAUUACAGCCAUUACCAAAGAAGCAUGAAGAUAAGGCUGUAAAGAAGUUAUUUAAUAAAAUUAUUGAUUACACUUCAAACGAGCUAUAUUACCCAAUGUGUGAACAAGCAAUCAACUCAUUAUUCAAAAUCUCUUCUGCUCCAGAUGUUAUAUCUUCAAAUAUUUUAAAAGAGAAAUCUAUGAUGACAUUUAGUUCUCCAAAUGGGGAUAAUUCCUUAAUUGUUACUAGUGAAUCGAGAAUAAUUUCAUUAACCCAAUUAUUAUUUAUUGUUGGUCAAGUAGCUAUAAAAACUUUAGUUUAUUUGGAAAACUGUGAAACUGAAUUUAAAAAGAGAAAACAUCAGCAGGAAAUGGAAAAAUCAAGCAAAAAUUCUAACUUAGGGGGCUUAGGCCCAGGGUCUAUAGCUACUACAAAUAUUAUGAAAGCAGUAGACACUACCACUGAAAAUGAUUCUGAAGUAGAUAAUGAAUUGGCUAUGAUAGGUGGUGGAACCAACGAAGACGAUUUUACGGAUGCCAUUAAUUCAAUUAAAGAAAUAGAGCUAUUAUUUGGUGAUAAUUCUAUUUUAGGUAAAUUUUGCCCCAUUGUUGAAAAUAUUGUCUCUAAUAGUAAUAAAUUUACGGACCCCAUGUUGCAAAGAACUGCUACGUUGUGCCUUGAAAAAUUGAUGUGUAUAUCUUCCAGAUACUGUGAAAAAAACCUACCCCUAUUAAUUACUGUCAUGGAAAAAUCACCGGACCCAAUUAUUAGAUCAAACGCAGUUCUUGGCUUAGGUGACAUGGUUGUUUGUUUCAACAAUUUAAUUGACGAAAAUACAGAAUAUCUUUAUAAAAGGUUACAUGAUGAAGAUUUAAUGGUUCAAAGGACAACUUUAAUGACUGUGACGUUUUUGAUAUUGGCUGGACAAGUUAAAGUAAGAGGUCAAUUAGGUGAAAUGGCUAGAUGUCUAGAAAAUCCAGAUCAAGCCAUUAGUGAUAUGUGUCGAUUAUUUUUUUCCGAAUUAUCUACAAAGGAUAAUGCAAUUUAUAAUGGGUUUAUUGAUAUUUUUAGUAACCUAACAAUUGAUCAAUCCUUACAAAAAGAUGGGUUUAAGAGAAUCAUCAGGUUUUUGGUUUCGUUUAUACAAAAGGAAAGACAUCAAAAACAAUUAAAUGAAAAACUUGUUGGCAGACUAAGUAAUUGUACGUCAAAAGAACAAUGGGAUAAUAUUGCCUUCGUAAUUAAUACAAUUCCAUAUAAAAGUGAAACUUCUACUGCAAUUCUAGCAGAAGGUUAUAAGGAUGUUACUUCAAAAUAG